Molecule: messenger RNA, 1382 nt
Organism: Aethina tumida (small hive beetle)
Lineage: Eukaryota; Metazoa; Arthropoda; Insecta; Coleoptera; Nitidulidae
Product: alpha-(1,3)-fucosyltransferase C-like
Exons: 2
Coding region: 263-1366 (367 amino acids)
Cellular component (GO): membrane
Molecular function (GO): alpha-(1->3)-fucosyltransferase activity
Source: RefSeq, a predicted model, not a curated record
ACAAAAAAAUUGCUUGGUUUGUCACAUUACAAUAUACAAAGUAAAAGAGACGAUCUAGCAAAGUAAAUGCAUAUUCGGGAGAUACAAUAAAAUAGACAAGGACUACAAAUUUUAUCUGUCAUUUGAAAAUUCGAUCUGUAAGUGAGUAAGAGAAGUUAUACAAUAUAUUGGCAAAAAAUAUUAUACCUAUAGUAUACGGAAAUAACAAUUAUUCAGAAGUUGCAACGCUGCACUCGGAAUCUUAAGAAGAAAUAGUUUAUUCAUGGAAAGUAUGAAACUGCGACAAUUGUUUCUGCUGCUGCUUUUUAUGACAGUACCAUUUGUAAUAAUUUAUUAUGUAAAUUUAUGUAAUUACUUUCGGGUUUCUGAAUUGAAAGUAUAUAAAAAUGAAAGUAAAGUGAAACACAUACUUUUUUGGACCAAAGCUUGGGAUAAUGAAGACUUUUACCUUGGACUGGGAAGUGAGCCUUUUAAACGUUGCCCCAUUAACAAUUGCUUUACAACAAGCGACAAGAAAUUUAUGCCAGUGGAAGACUUUGAUGCAGUCCUUUUUCAUGGGGCCGAAUAUACUCUUGAAAAAUAUGGAAAACCACAAAAAAGGAAACAUAAUCAGGUUUACGUUUCUACGAAUAGAGAAUCUCCUAUCAAUACUGUUGACGACGAUUUUAAGAACUUCUUUAAUUGGACGAUGACAUACAGGAGAGAUUCUGAUAUAAUAUAUAGCUAUGGAAGUUUUAUUAAAAUGUCAAAUACUUAUAGGAUGCCUAAGGCGGAUGAUGUAACUCAAAAAUCCAAAAAAAUUGCUUGGUUUGUGUCACAUUGCAAUGUACAAAGUAAAAGAGACGAUCUAGCAAAGGAAAUGCAAAAAUACAUGGAAAUAGACAUAUUCGGGAGUUGUGGCAAUUUAAUUUGUCCAAAAGAAUUAAGUGAAGAGUGCUACAAUAAAAUAGACAAGGAAUACAAAUUUUAUCUGUCAUUUGAAAAUUCCUUCUGUAAGGAUUAUGUAACAGAGAAGUUAUACAAUAUAUUGGCAAAAAAUAUUAUACCCAUAGUAUAUGGAAAUAACAAUUAUUCAGAAGUCGCACCGCCGCACUCGGUAAUUGAUGUGAGAAACUUCAAAAACGUAUCAUCUCUGAUGGAGUAUGUGAAAUAUUUGGAUGAAAAUGUUGAUGAAUACUUAAAGUACUUUGAAUGGAAAAAGAGUUUUAUAUUGAACAGGCAAUCUCCCGUGUGUGAAUUGUGUAAGAAACUGAACGAACCAAUAAAUCAGAAAGUAUAUAGUGAUUUGAAAUUGUGGUGGCAUGGUGAUAAAAAUAAUAAAAUCUGUGAACAAUUACCAGAAAUAGUACGAUUUUUGAAAAAUUAGUUUGUUGAAAUGUAAU